Molecule: messenger RNA, 1029 nt
Organism: Saprolegnia parasitica CBS 223.65
Lineage: Eukaryota; Oomycota; Saprolegniomycetes; Saprolegniales; Saprolegniaceae
Exons: 2
Coding region: 7-1029 (340 amino acids)
Source: RefSeq, a predicted model, not a curated record
UCGAAGAUGGGCUGCAAGGAUGUCCCGCAGGCGUCGCCCGUGUCGUCCCCAAUCGUGCACAGCAAGCGCGGGUUCAUCGAUGCCGUCGUCCAAGCGUAUAACCGACACCACAAUCUCGUGCUGCGCCCUGAUGACGUCUGGCUUGCGAUCAUGAUCCAGUUCAGCUUUCACAUCAACGGAAACGCGCGAUGGUUUCGCUCGUCGCUCGUCAAGCACCGCGGCAAGAAGAACCUCACGAUUCAAGGCGGCGGCGACGUGAGGUCGGCCAGCGUAGGCGGCCUCGCCAAGUUCAUGGCCAAUGAAAUGACCGCGCACCUCGUGGACCCAGCACUCAAAGACUGGGUGCUCCCCGGCUUCUCAACGACUACGGACAACGACGUAGUCGUCGGCAGCGUUGUCUUCAUGGCGGCGAUGAAGAAGUACUUUAGCUACAAAUUUGAGCUUGGCUGUGGCAUUCCGUUUGUGACGCUCCUCGGGACUGUCGAUGAUUGGCAAGACGUUCGCGCCCGCAGCACCAAGCUCGCGACAUUCGGCGGGUAUGCGUCGACUUGGUCCCGCAUGCUGGCGCCGGUUCUCGACCAGUUUGUCUUGGCCGCGAAAGGUCAGCCGGAUGUGGCGUUCUGGGACCGGAUUUGCCACCACAUUGGCGGUGGGUCGGGCCCGAGCUACCUUAGCGGCUGGCUCAGCGUUUUCUGCGUCUUCAACGAGGAAGGGCAAUGGCAAGGCGGUACAAGGUCGGUGACGCUCUACACCGGCGAGGUCGUCACGGCGGACUUUCCGAUCGUCGAGUCGCAAGACGUGCCGCCGGGCUACGUCACGGUCGACGUCGCCAUUGACGACAAUGGCGUGCGGCUCGAAGGGCUCCUCUUUGCGGGCCACAUGAGCUUCAGCGUCCAAGAAGAAGCCACGGUCAUUGCUCCCGAGCUGGGCUGGGCGAUUGCGCUCAAGAACGGAGAGCACGACAGUAGCGAUGACGACGACGCAGUCGAUGACCAAUGGACAAGCGCCCUUCACGCAGUGUUUCUCUGA